Molecule: messenger RNA, 2083 nt
Organism: Schistocerca piceifrons (Central American locust)
Lineage: Eukaryota; Metazoa; Arthropoda; Insecta; Orthoptera; Acrididae
Product: cytochrome P450 4g15-like
Exons: 6
Coding region: 1-1512 (503 amino acids)
Molecular function (GO): heme binding; monooxygenase activity; oxidoreductase activity, acting on paired donors, with incorporation or reduction of molecular oxygen
Source: RefSeq, a predicted model, not a curated record
AUGUGGACGCAGCUGAUGACGGGCGCGGCGUGGGCGGCGGUUUGGCUGGCGGGCGUGCUGUGGUGGUUGUGGGCGACGCGCGCUCGCACCUCGGCGCCGGGUCCAGCCACGCUGCCGUUGCUAGGCAACCUCAUGCUCUUCCGCAAACUUCCUGUGCUCGUGCAACAGCUGAAGGACAUGCACGCGCAGUACGGAGACGUCUUCAGGUUCUACGUGGGGCCCAAGCUGUUCGUGGUGGUGACACAGCCCGAGGACGUGAAGGCGGUGCUGGUCGACUGCAGACAGCGCCAAAGGGACCCCUACUUCUUGCGGCCCACGCGCUACUUCAUAGGAGACGGGCUCAUCACAAACAAGGAUGACGUCUGGAAGGCACACCGCAAGAUAGUCCUGCCGACGUUCCACACUGAGGUGCUGGGCCGAUUCAUGGGGGCGUUCAACGAGGCGGGCCGCUUCGUGUGCGAGCGGCUGUCUGCGGCGGAGGGCACAGAGCUCAACGUGUACCCCACGUUCUUCCAGUCCGCUCUCCGGACCCUCACCUCCACCCUGUUCGGCGUCGGCCUGGACCAGCUGGAGCCAGACCAUAGCAAGCAGGUGCACUUCUCUACGGACUUUUACAAAUCCAUGAAAGCAAUCCAGCGCAUAGUGUUCCGGCCGUGGCUGCAGGUGGUCUGCAUUGUGUCGACUGCACUGGGCGCGCGCUGGCUGCGGGAGCGCAAGGGCCAGAUCCACCGGCUAGUGGCGCGCGGCAUCGCCUACAAGAGGCAGCACCCCGGCGGCGACCGCGAGCCGGCCAAGAGGCGGCCGCUGGCCGAGGUGCUCAUCGCGCCGCACGGCCAGCUGCUGCUGUCGCCCCAGGAGGUCCACGACGAGGUAUGCACGUUCGCCAUGGCGGGCACAGAGACGACUGCCUCCACGCUGGGCUUCGCCCUGUCGCUACUGGGACUUCACCCCGAGUGGCAGGACGUCGCUCAAAAAGAGCUCGACGCCGUCUUUGGGAAUGGAGACGACUAUCUGCGGCCCUGCACCUUGGAGGAUCUCACACAGCUGACUGUCAUCGACAGCAUCGUCAAGGAGACACUGAGGCUGUUCUCGGUUGUGCCAACACUUCCACACUACGCAAGUGAAGACAUCCAGCUGGCGGGAGGUCGCUACACGGCCUCUCGCGGCAGCUGCGUGCUGCUGGCGCUGUGCCUGCUCCAGCGACAGCCACACCUCUUCCCAGACCCAGACAAGUUCGACCCGGGCCGCUUCCUGGAGGGUGGUUCUGCCCACUCCAGGUUGCCGUACAGCUACGUACCGUUUGGCGCCGGGUCCCGCAUGUGUGUAGGUGCGCGCUUCGCCCAGCUGGAGAUAAAGACUGUGUUGGCUUCGGUGCUGAGAAGGUUUCACAUAUUACCUGGGUCCAGCAGAGAAGAGCUGGAAGAGGUGGCGUUGGCUGUCACUGGACUACCCCUCACUGGACUCAGGGUCUCUUGUGUACUGCGAAACAACCUACCAGUGCGUCCAACAUAAUCCCAUUGGAUGACUAAAUCUAUGAUUGCUUGUACGAGGGUUGAUAACUCACCAAAACUUGCAUCCUUAUGUAGUUUCCCGUUCAGCGAGGCCAAAGUUUGCUGAAAGAUGCAAAUUUUGCCACUUUUUUUACACUGACCUGGUGGACAACAUUCGCUCCAGAUAUGGAACCUAUACCCUUUUUCAGGAAACUCAAACCAAUAAAGUCAUGCUGGCUUGUCUUGGGCUCUGAUUCAAACCUUUAGUCGGUCAGUUCUCCCUCAUAUUCAUAUACUUGCAUAUGUUGUUGGACAAGUACUUCUAUAAGGUUUGAUUCAGUUGCAAGCAGGGUACUGGCAGACUGGAGAUUUUGUGAGAUGCAUGGGCUGUGAACAAUAGAUGUGUGUAGUGUUAGUCAGGCUGAUCCAUUACAGCCCACAUUCCGCUAAAGACUAACUUUGAAUUGAUUACUUUAUCAAUAACGUAGAGCAUUCAAGACAAUGCCUGGCCUCUUUUAAGAGCAGAGGUAUUAUUUAUAGUUAUUUAUUUAUUUGUGGAACGUUAAAUACAUAAUUGUCUGAUUUUAUUUUAA